This is a messenger RNA of Aedes albopictus (Asian tiger mosquito), 5933 nucleotides long. RefSeq names its product putative sodium-coupled neutral amino acid transporter 11. The record is from RefSeq and is a predicted model, not a curated record. Gene Ontology annotation, molecular function: L-amino acid transmembrane transporter activity. The transcript has 9 exons. NCBI's taxonomy places the organism in Eukaryota, Metazoa, Arthropoda, Insecta, Diptera, Culicidae. The coding region runs from base 1985 to 3481 and encodes 498 amino acids. Gene Ontology annotation, biological process: amino acid transmembrane transport.
GUGGGAGAGAAGGGUGCUCUUCUAUAGUGUACCGAGUCAUGUAUAAGGUAUGGGAAAAUAUACUACAUACAAGGGACAGGUGAAUGUCGAAAUAUGAAUAAAAAAAAGGCGACGUCAUUUAUGGGUCCUCAUUGACGUAAAGAUGCUGCACUGACCGGAAAUCCAACCCAGCCACUCUUAGUUUAGUUUAACUGAAUAAAAAAGUAUGAAUUAGAUCAACAAAGAGUAAGAAUGAUUGAGAAACAUAGGAUGAUUUUUUGAGAUUUCUGUUGUAAGCCGUUAUAUAAUAAGCUGGCAGUUUUUUUUUUCUACUAUUAUUAAGUAGUCAUCAUCUGUUCCACUCGUUUGUAGUUGUAUAUAACAUAAAUUGAUCGAGAGGCAGUGGAACGGCAUCAGGAACAGAAUGAAACUGAGUGAAUUGGGAUCAUUCAAGCUUCAUAAUAUCCCAAUCCCCGUUCAAUAAAUGUAAUUAAUUUUAGAUCCGUCAAACCAUUCUCGAGAAACGGUGUUUUCCGUUAUGUUUUUAGUAUUUCUUAUAUUCAACGGAAAGAAUCCAACAACAAUAUUGCACAGUUGUUGAUUUAACCGUGCCGUUAAGAAGAAACAUCAGAGAGUACAAAUAUGGCUGCCACAAUGGCCGUCUUCCAUGCAUUGGAAGGACCAUCGCAUGUUACAAUUUUUUGAUCAAAAACCAACAUUUUGUCAUAACUUUUCUAAAUAUUGCUCAAUUUUCAUAAUUUUUGGAGUGAAAGACUCUUUUUCAAAAAGGGUUCGAACAACCUCGACACCCGGAAGAAAUUAUUUGAAUUGAGCACAAAAACUCCAAAAGAAACUCUUGCCCCACUUUACUCUAAGCAAUUAGGGCGUAAUAGGAAGCAAUCAGUGAAGUACUAGAUUGAAAGUAGUGAGCUGGAUUUUUGUAUGGUGAGAUGAUCAAUUCUCCAUUUCUGCAAUAAAACGGUGCAAAUAGCGUGGGUUAUAUGAUUUCUUCGCUAAUUUGAUGCUAUUUGAGCAAAAGUUUGGGUAACUGUGUUGUUGUAUUAUUUAUUUCUUGCAACUUGAACAACACAGUUACUCAAACUUUUGCUCAAACAUCAUCAAAUUAGGCAAGAAAUCGUAUAACCCACGCUGUUUGCACCGUUUUAUUGCAGAAAUGGAGAAUUGAUCAUCUCACCAUACAAAAAUCCAGCUCACUACUUUCAAUCUAGUACUUCACUGAUUGCUUCCUAUUAAAAGGUACGAAACUGAUUACACUCAUUCCUCUAGAAGUUCAAUCUCGUAUUCAUCAACGAUUUCCUUCUGGGAUUUCUCAAGUAGAUAGUCGAGGAAGAAACUUCUUUAGGAAUGUCAAAAACGCUUUGAAAAUUUUGAAAAAGUUUUUCUGCAGGGGUGUCAGAAGAAAUAUCUGGAAAGAUCCCAGAAGGAAUUCUCUAAACACCUUUACAGUCAAUUCCAUAUAAAACUCCUUGGGGAAUUGCAGACAGAUCAUCUGCACACCCAGUAUAAAUUUUUGAAUAUGAAAACAGAAGGAUCAACUGCAAGAAUACUUGAAGAAAAUAAAAAAAAUAAAAAAAAAAAUCAACAAUUACAAAUUUUUGGUCGAAGCACAUCAGAUAAGGUGAAAUUUAGAACUUGACGGCACAUCAGCUGAUUUCCCAUCCGUCGCUGUAAUCAAGAGUUCAUCCGGUAGUGUGUAGUACGUACAAACUCCGAGGGUGCUUGGGGGCAUCAUCAUUAGUAUCAUCACCAGCAGCCGAGCAGCCAGCGCGUUGAUUACCGAACCGGGAGUGCGAAAAUUGUCCCCUACAGAGUAUAGCAAAGUGCGUGGUUCCAGCAGCAAGUGCCGGCAAACCCUUGGGAAAUUAAUCAUCGCACAACAAACGUCUUCGUAGUCGCCGUCGUCGCCGCUGCUGGACAGUGUCAAAAGGAUCCUAAAAAGAGUGAGACCCACCGACGCCGCCCAAAGACGACGCACCCGCCGACGAUGGAUAGCUCUGGGGGCAAGAAGAACACCGUGUCGGAGUUCAGCUACAUGCUGCAGAGACAAGGUAGCGAUGACUCGACAGAAGCAGCCGCCUUCGACGAUAUCAACUCACUGAUGAAGCAAAACAACGAAAGCUCCCGAGAGGAAACUCUGUCGUCACUUCCGCAAGCGUCUUUCAACUAUAUCAACUCGAUCGUCGGCAGCGGAGUGAUAGGCAUUCCGUACGCUCUGCACCGGGCAGGAUUCGGACUGGGGUUGUUCCUGUUGGUGAUUGUGGCAGUGAUUACGGACUACUCGUUGAUAUUGAUGGUGCGGUGCGGCCAUCUCAGUGGAAGAUUCAGCUACCCGGGUGUCAUGGAAGCUGCAUACGGCAAGGCCGGCUACUACUUGCUCUCGUUGCUGCAGUUUAUGUAUCCAUUUCUCGCAAUGAUAUCGUACAACGUGGUCGUCGGUGACACGCUGUCCAAGGUGCUGCUGCGACUGGUGCCCUCCUGGGGCACCGCGAUGGGCCCGGUGCGCUUCGGCGUGGUCCUGGUCGUGACCGUGUUCGUCGUGAUACCGCUCUGUUUGUACAAGAACGUUUCCCGGCUGGCGAAGGCGAGCUUCCUCAGCUUGGCGUGCGUCGUGAUUAUCCUGUUUGCCGUGGUGUACAGACUGAUGGCCGGCGAUUACGCUGUCGUGCCAGACACACCGGAGUCGUGGCGAUUUGCUCACACUGAUCUGAUCCCCGCUGUGGGCAUCAUGGCAUUCGCUUUUAUGUGUCAUCACAACACGUUCCUGGUGUACCAAUCGAUGCGGAAUGCCACCCUGGAACGGUGGGAAAAGGUGACCCACAUUUCGGUGGGCUUCGCCUGGCUGGUGGCCGUGUGUUUUGGGAUCGCCGGGUAUUGCACCUUUCGGGCGCUUUCGCAAGGUGACCUGCUGGAAAACUACUGCUGGGACGACGACCUGAUGAACUUUGCCCGGGUCCUGUUCUCCAUCUCGAUCCUCCUGACGUUCCCCAUCGAGUGUUUUGUAUCGCGCGAAAUCGUCCGAACGCAAAUCAAACGAUUCUAUUCCCACGAGGUGGUGGAGUACGACACCGACAAGGAUCCCUCGCAUGCGACCGGAGCCGAGGAGGACGACAAAUCGGUUGCCACCACGUUGGUCAUCGUGCUGGCGGCAUUUAUCAUCUCACCGUACACCGAAUGCCUCGGACCGGUGCUGGAGCUGAAUGGUCUCCUGGCGGCGAUACCACUGGCCUACGUACUCCCUGGCCUAGCGUACAUCCAGUUAAGCCCACACUCGCUAUGGAGCCGAGAAAAGUUGCCAGCUGCCGGGUUGGUCCUGUUCGGGACGUUUGUGACCAUAUCGGGAGCGGCGCUGCUGGUACCGAAUCUCAUCGGUGACUGUCGGACCGGCAUCAUUAUGGGCUACUGCAAAGACGACGAGCUAGCCGUCAAUGGGACCAGCAUGUUGGGAAUGACGACGCCCGCUUGCACUAGUGAUGCGGUUUAAGGGGGGAACAGGGUUGUUAAUUAGUUUUAUAUGGAAAUGAUGGGCGCAAAAAGUGUGGCAUGUGCAUGAAAGGAUUAAUAAGGAUAUUUUUUUCGGGUACGUUAUACACGAGCAUAAAAUAAUUUCAUUUCUUUCUGUUUGAGAAUUUUUGCCUUAUAAAUUUAACUUAUCAGGACGCAUGCUUGCUUGCUCCUGACCCUUCACCGCACUCGCGUAUACCUACAGCGGUUUUUGGUAGUAUUGUAGUUUUUCCAACUAUGCACGACCUGAAGUGUUAAUGCGAAUCUUUUCUGAAUUCCGCAUACCGGCCAAAAAGUUGUGCGCCGACAGCCCAUGCGCCGGGUUGUGCGCCAUACACAAUGUAAAUAAACAAGUGUCAAAAUGGUUCGCGCCAAGAGCUCUAUCUCUCUUAGGGUUCGGUUACAUUUUUUGUCUAAAACAUUGAACUUCCUUAUGUCCGGAAAUAAUGUACAACAAAGAUAUUAUUCACGGUAACAACGCUUUUACUUCAUUAAACCACUAAUUAAUAGUGAUUUGGCUAGUGAAAAACUUGGCGCACAGGCAAUCGGUGCGCAAAUUGUGCGCUGGUGUGCGGAUUUGAGUUAAUCGUCGCAAAGUGCCCAACACACAUUAUACCCUGGCGCGCAACUUAGAGGUCGACGAGAAACUUGUCGAAAUGCUUUAAAUUCUCGAGAAGCUCAAAAACAAUUAAAUACCCAAGUAACAAUUCAGAAUCACUAAUAAGUAUGCCAUUUUAACAAGUAUUCUAUGAAAGCGCUGACAGUUGGACAAGAGUAUGUGAAAAAAGUGUUGAAUAAAUAUUUCAAAAGCGAAAACAGCACUUUUGUUCAUCAUAUUUUUGUUAAUUGAACAACUAAUCGAACAAAAGUUUAAAGAAAGUUGUUUAGAUAUUUCCAUCAAUAGCCUAAUGGUGUUGUAAUAAUGUACGACGACAAGCUGUUUCCGACACAUUAACUGCCGUUAUUCCACAUAAUAUUCACAGUGGAACAAGUAGCUUGUAAACAUUAGAGUGGGUCAUCGUUUAUAUGAAAAAAUGAAAAAAUCAAUGGUAUCCCAUCAGAUCAAAGCUUUUUUGUAGCAUUUCAGGACCCAAAUAAGUGUGCAAAAUUUGAGCACGAUCGGUUAUGUCUACGUUUUGCACAUAGCGUUUAAAGUUUGUAUGGAAUUUUACAUGGAAAAACACACUUUUUUUUGCAUUUAUCUUCAUUGACGUAGCUAGGGGGGAUUCCAGGGGUGCCUGGCACUUCCUAGAACAAAUUUGGCAUCCCCUAGAAUUUUUCCUUGACUGGCACCUAAAAUUUAGAACUUCACACAUUCCAAUAUUUAUUGAUGGCACAUUUGAACAAAAUAUAAGCAAACCUAAAAUUACUUAUAUAACUGUUGUAUGGUUUGGCGUUUUGGAUAUUGGUAAGAAUAAUGAACAUACUUCUAUAUUUUUACAGUGAUUUCUCUAUGCGUCCUUUAUGGAUUCCUCCCGAUAUUUCUUCAAUAAACUUCCCUUAGGAUUCUGCUUCCUGAUGGGGUUGUACAUACAAGAAAUUUCUGCAGAGAUUGAUCCAGCUAUUUCUCCGGUGAUUCUUCUAUGAAUUCCUUCCGAGAAUUUAUUCAGAGAUUCUUCCAGGAAAGUCUCACAAAAUUCCUCCAGGAGGUUAUAUUGGCCUUCCUCCGGCAAUUGUGGCUAGGAUUCCUCAAGCAACUCCUGCUGAGAUUCUUCCAGCAAUUUCUCUUAAAACUCCUUUAAAAAUCUCAUUCUGGUACCUCCAGGAAUUCUACUAGGGAAGUUCUUCUGGAAAUUCUUCCGGAAAAUCUCUCUGGGAUUUAUCUAAAAAUCCCUUCGGUGAUUUCUUCAAGGAUUUAUCCUCUAGAAAUACCUUCCUCCAUGAAUUCCAGCUGGAACUCUUCAAUCAAUUCCCUUUAAAACUCCUUCAGAAAUACUUCUAAAGAUUUCUUCUGGCAUUUUUCCUGCGAUUCCAUUAGGGAUUCCUCCAGUAUACUUCUACCGAUUAUUUCAACGAGAACUGCAGGUAUUGCUCCAGGCAUUUGUUAGAGGAUCUUCUCUUAGGAUACCCCCGACCAAAGAUGCUAUAUUAUUUUAUCAAAAAUCUGUAUCAAUACAGAUUUUUCUGUAUCGCCGUAUUUGAGGGCACAGCAGGCACCAAAAAUCCUAGAAUUCGAUAGAAACUAAUAAAAUUGUGCAAUUUUCAGACGGUUUUUAAUUUUUACCGGUAUUUAUUUCUCUAAGGCGUUUGUUAAAAUGCACAAAUUUUCGUAAAUAUUUCUAAGUUUAAGCAGCAAUUUAUAAAAUUUUCGGUAUGUAGGGUCUUGUACCAUUUGGGCAGGUGUACCUAUUUUGGGCACUUGCCGCUAUAACUAAGUCAAUUUCAAACCGAUUGAUUUGAAUUUUUGUAUAGAGUUAGGCACGUGCAGUAUC